Pelodiscus sinensis (Chinese soft-shelled turtle) is the source of this 3207-nucleotide messenger RNA. Lineage: Eukaryota; Metazoa; Chordata; Testudines; Trionychidae. The record is from RefSeq and is a predicted model, not a curated record.
AACCCUGACCUUGCUUUAAGUUAAGAUAAGAGGAAGCUGCCUACCAAAUGUGGUGGCCCUGGCUCUUACUGUUUAGGAGGAGCUCUUGAACAAAUGGACUUGCAGAGAUAUGGGCUCACAGACAGACGCUCUCUAAUAUAGAUAUAGCUACAGUGCUUCUAUUGGCUAAUUGCUAAGUUAUCUGACAAAAAACUAGAGUUUUCCAGUGCCUUAGCAGCUCCUGGAAAGAGGUGAUGUGUGGAAUGGAGGGGGAAGAGGUCAGUUCCGUUCUCCUCCCCCUUGAACAAUCAGCUGCUUGACUUGUACUGAGCAUGCUCAGUGACACUGCUGAAGCUGCUGUGCUCAGUCUGCCCCCCACGCUCUCGCUCUCCCCCUCCCCUUACAUCACUACAUACUCUCAGGUUGCCCCCCCAUCUGCAAGCCCCUUGUAACACAGAGUCCUCCCCAAACAGUUAGGCCCCAACCCUUCUGCCAUUCCACAGAGCUCCUGCCACCUCCUGCUCUGCACCCCCAUAGACAUUUCCCCAUCCCCACCUCUUCCCUACAACCUUACAUACCGCCUUUCCCUGCCCCCCAAACCAUGCUCUGCCGCACAGUUCCUUCCUGAGGCCCAACCCAGGCUCCUUUCACUCUGCUGAGCCCCAUCCUGUCCUUGCAGGCCCCUGCCCUCUCCCUCUCCCUUCCAUCCCCUAUGGUGUUUAGGGGUCACCACAGUGAUGCCAUUACAAAGGGGGGGCCUCUGAUCCGGAAUCUCCAGGCCUCUGGGGUUCUGGGGCCACCAGGACAGUCAGCCUGGGAAGUGAGCGCAGAUGGGGACACGACAGAAGAAAGGAGGAGCUGAGGAAAUUGGAACGCGGGGUCCCAAAAAGGGGGAGGUGGGGCAAACAAGCACCAUGGACUAUCUGACUGUGCCCAUUGUGUCGGGCCUCCAGAUGGAGAAGCCUCCAUACAAGGAGGAGACGCCCCCUGUGUCCCAGAUCUCCUCGCACAUCACUUCUGCCUCCUCCACUCCCCCGAAGAUAACAAAAGCUUCCCUAUCAUGGCUGAUCUGGGGCAUCUGUGCCUAGGCAAGCAGGGACAGGGACGGAAGCGGAUGGGCAAGAUGGUCCUGUUGCAGAGUGUGUGGGAGAAGACUUUGCCCCAGCUGCUGACCCUGCGGGCCAUCAUCCGCAAGUUCACUGAGCUGCUGGCCUUCGAACUCUUCAUCUUCACCGUGGUCGGCAUCCACACGACCGUGCUGGUGGCGCAGACCUUUGCUGAAGUGCAGGUCCGCGGAGAAUGGUUCUUCUCUGCCAUGGAUGCUGUUUUCCUGUGUGUGUACGUGCUGGAGGCACUGCUGAAAAUCAUCGCCCUGGACCUUGACUACUUCCGCAACCCUUGGAACGACAUUGAUUUUUUCAUCAUGAUCAUGAUGAUGCUGGACUUUGUGCUGCCGCUCCUUCUCUCGAUGGGCCAAGCCACCCAUAGUGACGCAAGCAGCCUCGUCCGCGUGCUCCGCGUCUUUAAGGGCAUCCGAGCUGUGCGGGUCCUGAGGCUGCUGCUCACACUGCAGAUCCUGGAGAACCUGCAGGAACUGACGAGCACCUUUGCACUGUCCGGCCCGUCCAUUGGGGCCAUCCUGCUGCUGAUGUUCACCUUUCUCUUCAUGUUCUCAGUAGACACGCAUGACCUGUUCCAAAGCUCAGACCCCCAGCACUUCGGGGAGCUCUUUGAUACCAUCUUCACCCUCUUCCAGCUCUUCACACUGGACGACUGGUCCUUCAUCUACCUGGACUGCGUCCAAACGGGUGCCUCAUACAUUAUCUUCUUCCUCAUGGCCUACAUCAUCAUCGAGUACUUCACCUUCCUCAACCUGGUGAUUGCUGUCCUGGUGGACAAUUUCCAGUUGGCCCUGAUCAAGCGUCAAGAGCUGCAGAAACAGAAGACUCUGUUGCAGCCCAGGGUGAGCAGCAUAGAAGAUAUCGUAUCAAGAAAGCCAGGCCAGGAGGGGCAGAAGGCCACGAAGCUGGAGGAUGAUGAGGCCAUCUUGGCUCAGCUCAUCAAGAACAUGGAAGUCAGCAAGAGCAGGGAGAAGCAGCUGCUCUUCACCUACCUGCAGCAGAUGGCAUCCAUUGAGCAUCUCCAGCAGAAGUUCCGCUCCCAGGCUGCCACUACCGAUAAGAUUAUUGACAGCUUCUUUGAGGUGGGGGAUACCAGUAUUAGGUAUGGGGAGGGAGCGGCCGAGGGGCCUGCGCCAGGAGGAGGAGGGAGGGUUAUUAGGCUGGUGGGGCCCAGGGGUCUGGGCCAGGAGGAGGGAGGGAUACUGGGCUGGCAAAUCCCAGGGAUCUGAUUUCAAGUAGCAGCAAAGGGAGCAGGACACAGGGUAUGAUGGACCUAAAGCUAGGAAGCCAUCAGUAGCCACUGUGCUGCCAACGGCAGCUGUCCAGGACCACUGGGGUGGGGCUCAGUUUGGGGGACCCCCAGGUGCCACAAGCUCCAUUGCAGAAGGCACCAUGCUGCCUUGUCCACACUGGCAGGGAUCAGCAAGGGAACUCCAGGGGCCCAGGAUUCUACUUGCUCCCCUCUGUUGCUUGCAGACUGCUGAGCAGGACUUUUCCCGCCGCUGAAGAGGUCGGGUUGCCCCUGCGGUGGGGAAGGAUGUGCCCAGAGGCCCCGGCACUGUGUGAGGCUAGCCAGGCCCCAGAUCCAGCCCUCACCCAGAGAUGGCCAUGGCUGUCAUUAAAAGGUUCCUGGCCCCCAGCAUGCAGGGAAAUGGUGUGUGCAGACUAGUGAAUGGGAGGGGAAGGAUGCCAGGCCACCCACGUCUUCCCCCUGCUUGGGGCCCUGCACUCGUAAGAUCUUGCCCCAGCUCUGACGCUGCUCCAAAGUACUCUGGCUUCUGCCCUCCCUGAACAUGUGGCAUGCAGAAGAUCAGUGACAGGUCCCUGCAGCCCCUGGCCUAGACAGAUGAGCCAGUAGGGAAGCAUUUCUAAGGGCCAGCACUGCAGCCACUCAGCCUGCCCGCCCUGGGGGAGGUCACCACCUGUCCAGGGAUCCCUGUUAAACCAGUCGCAGGGGCUUUGGGAACCUCACAGAGGCCAACUGAGGUCAGUGGCUGGGAGCGAUGCCAGACAGAUUUAGAGGGGAGUGAGGGGCAGAGGUUUAGCAGUGAGGGGGAUGCCCCUGGAAUGGUCCAUCCCCUGUGGGCUGUACACCUAGACUGUGCAG